This is a messenger RNA of Lycium ferocissimum, 702 nucleotides long. Its product is annotated as mitochondrial import inner membrane translocase subunit TIM10-like. The transcript is spliced from 5 exons. Gene Ontology annotation, biological process: protein insertion into mitochondrial inner membrane. The record is from RefSeq and is a predicted model, not a curated record. Gene Ontology annotation, cellular component: mitochondrial inner membrane. Lineage: Eukaryota; Viridiplantae; Streptophyta; Magnoliopsida; Solanales; Solanaceae. Bases 192 to 446 code for a protein of 84 amino acids.
UACUAUUGUCCCCUAUUAUUUUCACAAAACAUAAACGGGUCGAGAACACAAUAUUCGGGUCGGAUUCUACCUCUACCCCAAGGGGUCCCCAUUUGGAAAGAACCCUAGUUAAACCCUAAUAAACAAAAUCUCCUUUUUUCUCUCCUCUCUGAAAUAUAAAAGAGCAGAAGAUAACUUAUCGCUCUGUAAAGAUGGCUGCUAAUAACGUACCAACAGAAGUUGAAAGACAGAAGAUUUUUGGCUUAGCCGAAACGGAAAUGGAGUACAGGGUUGAAUUCUUUAACAAGCUCACCCAUACAUGUUUCGACAAGUGUGUCGAGAAAAGGUACAAGGAGCCUGAGCUAUAUAUGGGCGAAAAUACCUGCAUUGAUCGUUGUGUCUCAAAAUAUCAGCAGAUUACAAACAUCAUCGGUACGAUACUCGCUAAUGGAGGACGAUCCACGUGAAAUUCUUCCACACCUGAUCAUAUAAUAUUUUUGGAAGAGCAGUAUUUCGGCAUCAUAUUUCCUGAUAGUCAGAUCCCGGCAUCUUAUGAAAAUCAGCAUUGUGUUUUUCAUUUUUUAAAAAUUCUAUUACAUCGAGGGAUCUACAUCACACCCCUUGGGGUGCGGUCCAUCCCCUGAUCCUGCUAAUGCGGGAUGUUUUGUGAACCGGGUUGCCCUUUAUUACAUCGAGGGAUCAGGUUAAGGGGGAAGGAGUAUA